This is a messenger RNA of Rana temporaria (common frog), 4847 nucleotides long. Its product is annotated as alpha-2-macroglobulin-like. Gene Ontology annotation, molecular function: endopeptidase inhibitor activity. Gene Ontology annotation, cellular component: extracellular region. The transcript has 37 exons. The coding region runs from base 66 to 4613 and encodes 1515 amino acids. The record is from RefSeq and is a predicted model, not a curated record. NCBI's taxonomy places the organism in Eukaryota, Metazoa, Chordata, Amphibia, Anura, Ranidae.
AAAAAAAAUACAAAGGCAGCUGCAUAUUUUUCAGGCAGUCUAACGAAGUCCUGCAGCCCUGCACAAUGGUGUCCUGGGUGUUGUGUGCGGGUCUAGUCCUCCUUCACAUCUCCUGCUCUGUGGAAGCCACACUGCACUAUGCGGUCAUCUUCCCCUCUGAAAUUCGCUCUCAGCAUGCUGAAACCCUAUGUAUACACCUGGAGGGGGCAGAGGGAGAAAGCAGAGCACAGAUCUCCUUAGCUCUGGAUGGAAAGAACACAACCCUUGUAGAGAAGACCUUUAAGCAGGACUCCGUCUUCAACUGUGUUGCAAUCCAGGUUCCCACGUCUGAACAGAAGGAUGUGGUUGGCACGUUGAGCAUCUCCAUUGAAAACGCCGGGCAAACAAUAGUGAAGAGCAGUAAAGUUCUGGUGAAGAAGACGAGAUCCAGCCUUCUGAUUCAGUCAGACAAAGCGGUGUACAAGCCGGGACAAACUGUAAAGUUCAGAAUUCUAUCUAUAAAUGAAGACCUUCAACCUAAAGACAUUGUGAUUCCAGUCGUAGAACUACAGGACCCAGGAAAGAAUCGUAUUGCUCAGUGGCUGAAUGUGAGUCUCAGUCAUGGAAUGGCCGAGCUCUCCCUUCCACUCUCCUCUGAGCCCACACUGGGAGAAUACUCCAUCCGGAUGAAGGACACAGUUCAUACCAUCUCUGUGGAGGAAUAUGUUCUUCCAAAGUUUGAAGUUACCCUUCAGUUCCCCAAGGUUGUUAUGUUUAACAGUGAGCAGUUCCCACUUCACGUAUGUGGAAGAUACACUUAUGGGAAGCCAGUUCAAGGAAACUAUACAGCCACUGUGUGCCAACACCAUUUUUCACAUUGGUGGAGACAAGGGAAGAAAAUUGAUACCAAUAUCUGUGCUACAUUCACUGGAAAGUUGGAUAGAUCGGGAUGUGAUACCAUAGAGGUUAAUUCUACAGUCUUUAAAAUGAGAAACUCCAACAUGGAGCGUGUACUGAAAGGAGAAGCCUCUAUCACCGAGGAUGGGACUGGUAUUGAGUUAUCUACAGUCAGUCAGGCUGCUAUAUCCAAUGUAAUGACUAAGGUGUCCUUUGUUGAUGCUGACAGUAACUAUAAAUCUGGGAUCCCAUUCAAUGGAGUGGUUAAAGUAGUGGAUGCUGGUGAUAACCCGAUACCAGGCAUUAAGGUUUACCUAACAAGUUUCGUCAAUUCAAUCAAUGAACCCUGGAUGACGGAUGACUAUGGACAACGUAAAAAACGACGUAAAAAAAAGCGCCGGCCGAACGUUAAAGUGGUGGAUGCUGGUGAUAACCCGAUACCAGGCAUUAAGGUUCACCUAACAAGUUUCGUCAAUUCAAUCAAUGAAACCUUGGUGACGGAUGACAAUGGACAAGCUUCUUUCAGUGUUAAUACAAGUCAAUGGAUGGGGCGAAUAUCUCUCUCGGCAAAAACAAACCUGCAGGAUCAACCAUAUGUUUAUGGUGAAAUAUCCCCUGGUUAUGGUCAAGCAUAUUUGGCUCUUAAACCCUUCUACUCCCGUAAUAAGAGCUUCCUGAAACUACAUUCCCUGGAAAAAGUCCUCCCGUGUGAAGGGCAGCAGGAGGUGCAGGUGGAAUAUAUUAUCCAACAAACAGAGCUGAAGAAUGACAUUGACCACUUUGACCUCCAUUAUUUGGUGACUUUUAAAGGCUCUGUUCAAGAUUAUGGAUCUUUAGAAAUAAGCACUGAAAAUAAAAAUGAAGAUCUUCAUGGCAAGGCCACACUGAAGCUUCCUUUAAGUGCAGGGACAUCUUCAACUUUUCGGGCACUUGUGUAUACUAUAUUACCAGAUGGAGAUAUUUUGGCUGAUUCAGCAAAAUAUAGAAUACAGCAAUGCUUUCACAAUAAAGUAUCAGUUGGGUUCUCCCCAGAUGAGGUCCUCCCAGGUCGGGAUGUGUCUCUCCAGGUUCAGGCUGCUCCUGGCUCCCUCUGUGGUCUCAGGGUGGUGGAUCAGAGUGUGGUGCUAAUGAAACCAGACAAGGAGCUGACUGCAGACAAAGUUUAUAAUCUAUUUCCAUUCCACGAUGAUGGAAGAUAUGACUAUCGCAUCAAAGAAAAUGAAGACUCUUGUCCGUAUUAUCCCUUUAAUUUUCCUUCACAAAUGAGACCAUUCGACCAACCAAUUUCGCCCCGCUGGGGUGCACAUUUUCGGGGUGAUCAUGAUGUGGAUGUGUACAGCUUAUUUGAGGGAUUACAUUUAAAAAUACUAACAAGUGCAGCAAUUAAGAAACCCAAGGAUUGUUCCCAAUUUACAAAUGCACGUUAUAGAUUACAUGGCCCCGGAGGACCAAUGGUAUACGGUUCAAUACCUGACCGAGGUAGUAGUGAAGGAAUCAUACCAAUGAUGGAGACAUUUGAAGAGAAAGAAAAGGAGACGGUUCGGACAUAUUUUCCUGAGACCUGGCUAUGGGAACUUAUAGGAGUAGGAGACUCUGGCAUUGCUGACCUCCAUCAAAAGGCUCCAGACACCAUCACCGACUGGAAUGCCGGGGCCGUAUGUUUGGGUCAGAGUGGAUUUGGCCUGUCUCCUCCUGUCUCUUUUCGGGUCUUCCAGCCAUUCUUUGUGGAUCUCACCCUCCCGUACUCCGUAGUGAGAGGAGAAACUUUCAUCCUUAAAGCCUCUGUAUUUAACUAUCUCAAACAGUGCAUCAAGAUUGAAGUCACGCUGGGACCCACAAAGGAGUUAGAGCAGACCCCUUGUACAGACUGUACCUACAGCAGCUGCCUGUGUGCCGACGAGAGCAAAACCUUCUACUGGAACCUGAAGGCCACCAAACUGGGAGAAGUAAAUAUCACAGUACAGACUAAGGCUGUGAACACUAAAGAGCUGUGCCAAAAUGAGAUCCCAUUUGUUCCCAAACAAGGAGCCACUGAUACCGUUGUGAAACCCUUAAUUGUACAGCCCGGAGGAAUCCUGGUGGAGAAAUCACACAGCUCUUUGCUCUGCAUCAAGGAGGGAGAAGAUAAUCUUAAGACAGAAGAGGUCUCCAUACAGUUUCCCAAGAACAUCCUGGAAGAUUCUGAAAGAGCUUAUGUGACUGUGUUGGGAGAUAUAAUGGGCACAGCAUUGCAGAACCUGGACCGUCUCCUGGCCAUGCCAUACGGGUGUGGAGAGCAGAACAUGGUCCUCUUUGCUCCCAACAUCUUCAUUCUGCAGUAUCUGGAAAAGACUCAUCAGCUGACCGAUGAGAUAAAGAGCAAAGCCACCAAAUUUCUUGAAAGUGGAUAUCAGCGACAGUUGACAUACAAGCGUGAUGACGGCUCCUACAGUGCCUUUGGAAAGAGUGACCCAGAGGGUAACACAUGGCUAUCUGCAUUUGUAGUGAAGUCCUUUAGCAAAGGGCGGCCCUACAUAUUUAUAGAUGACAGUCAUCUAAACCAAUCGUUUACCUGGCUUCAGAAAAUUCGUAAAGAUACUGGCUGCUUCCGCAAUGUAGGAAGACUACUGAAUACUGCUAUGCAGGGAGGAGCGAAAGAUGAUGUCUCCCUUUCUGCGUAUGUGACCAUGGCUCUAAUAGAGGCCGGUGUAUCUCUGAAAGAUCCUCUGGUCAAAGACGCAGUGUCCUGUCUGCGGGAGGCUUCUGCGAAUGUGACCAAUGUAUACACUUUGGCUCUGCUGGCCUACACCUUUACACUGUGCCGAGAGACAGAACUCAGGGCGGCUGUAUUGGACAAACUGGAGGAAAAAGCUAUAAGAGAAGAUGGACAGCUCCACUGGGCACGGGAUACCACUCCUCCCAUUCAAGAUUCAUACUGGCACAGAGCCCCAUCUGCUGAAGUGGAAAUGAACGCCUAUGUCCUCCUGGCUAUACUCUAUGAUCCUAAACCUGACCUGGGCAAAUCUACAGAGAUUGUGAACUGGCUGAGCAAACAGCAGAACCCCUAUGGAGGCUUCUCAUCUACACAGGACACAGUCGUAGCUCUCCAAGCUCUGGCCAAGUAUUCAGAGCUCACGUUUAGUGAUAAGGGCGAUGUGACUGUGACUGUCAGUGCCAGCUCAGGAUUUCUGGAGAAGUUCCAUGUAGACAAGCACAACCGCCUCCUCCUUCAAAAAGCAUCGCUACCGGCUGUUACCGGAGAUUACACGUUGUCUGCCACAGGAAACGGCUGUGUUUUCGCACAGGCAGUUAUGAGAUACAACGUCCCUCCACCCAAAAGGGACACCAGCUUUUCAUUAAAGGUGACAACACUUUCAAACAGAGAGUGUCUGGGGGAUCCAGUGACAAAUUUUGAGAUUCACAUCAGUGCUACUUACACUGGAACCAGGGAAAGAACUAAUAUGGUUGUUAUAGAGGUGAAGAUGCUGUCUGGAUACAUUCCGGUCAAGAGUACAGUGAGAAAGAUGCAGGACAAACUGAUACAGAGAAGUGAAAUACAGACGGACAUGGUCACCUUAUAUCUGAAUGAGGUGGGACAUGAUCCUAUAAAUCUUUCCUUUUUGGUGGAACAGGACAUUGAGGUCAAGGAUCUGAAACCAGCCACAGUAAAAAUAUACGACUAUUAUGAGACAGAUGAACAAGCAGUGACAGAAUACAACCAUCCCUGCAACACAGGCGACUCUGGCAAUUCAAGAUGAAGACAAAGUUACUGAUGUCACUAAAUGAACAAUAAUUAAUAAAAUAUAUCACUGUUCCAUUAAAUGAGCCUUAUGGCAUCCAUAAACCAUGUGACAUAAAACAACCAAUCAGUGGCAAGCACUGCAUUUAGUACUUGGGAACAAUGAUGCUGCCUUUCACUGUGAUGCUUUUAAACUGAAAUUAUGUUGUACACCAUUAACAUUUUGAUGAAUUAAAGCAUAUUUUACCUGCCA